Messenger RNA from Notolabrus celidotus (New Zealand spotty), 2104 nucleotides. Its product is annotated as zinc finger BED domain-containing protein 1-like. Lineage: Eukaryota; Metazoa; Chordata; Actinopteri; Labriformes; Labridae. Bases 7 to 1977 code for a protein of 656 amino acids. The record is from RefSeq and is a predicted model, not a curated record. Gene Ontology annotation, molecular function: protein dimerization activity; DNA binding. The transcript has 8 exons.
ACGAAAAUGCCGAGAUCAAAAGCGUGGCUCCAUUUCAUCAAAAUUGAUGCAAAUGCUGCACGAUGCAAUAUCUGCAAAAAGGACAUCGCUGCUAAGGCCGGCAACACGACCAAUUUGCUGAAACAUCUGAUGGUGCACGGGAUAAAUUUAAGAGCAGAAAGUUGCUCCGUGUUUGACAAGAGCGGACCGCAUCCCUCAUCCUCUGUGGACGUUGCAGAGCCAAAGUGGCCACCUUCGACGUCAUCUGCACCACCGGACCCCGCUUCAUCAGGGAUUUCAAAAGUAGCCCCUGAUCAUGUCCACCUUGAUCAGAGGACGACACGGGCAGUCAGCGUGAAUCCCUUCACACUGGCAGAAAAAGGAAAAAUGACUAAAGAAAAGCAAGUUGAGUGCCACAGGGCAGUCACAAACUUUGUUGUCAAAGGUUUGCUGCCUUUUUCCACAGUGGAGGCUCCAUGGUGGAGGGAGAUGAUAAGAGCCCUAAACCCCAGAUAUCAGCCCCCCAGCAGAGACAUGCUGUCAAAUACACUCAUACCUGCAUGGUAUGCAGUAGAGAAGGGAAAUGUCAAGAGAGAAUUGCAAGACGUCAGGGAUGUGGCUGUGACUGCGGAUGGCUGGACCAGUGUGGCACAGGACCACUACCUGACUGUUUCAGUCCACUAUGUGAGAGAGGGUGCCAUGAAGGAGAAAAUCCUGCAUACCAGGGCAGUCUACACAUCACAGACAGGGCCUGUAAUAGCUGAGGAGAUAGGGGAUAUUCUUGAUGAAUUCAAGAUAAAGGAAAAAGUUGUUGCCAUUACCGUAGACAAUGCAGCUAAUAUGGAUGUAGCAGUGAAAAAGAUGAGCAUUAGAAAAAUUGGCUGCUUUGCUCAUACUCUAAACAUUGCUGCUCAAAAGUUGUACACUAUACCUACAGUCUCAAGGUGGGCAGGAAGAAUCAGAGCUAUGGUGGUGUGGUUAAAGAGGUCUAGCUUGGCUAAACCUGUCCUAAAAGAGAAGCAGCGUCUUCUUGGUCUUCCAGAACAUGCUGUCAUUCUGGAUGUGAAGAACAGGUGGAACAGCCUGUUCCUGAUGGUGGAGCGAUUUCUGGAGCAGUUCCCUGCCAUCCAGGCAGCCUCCAUGGACCCUCGGUUAAAAAAAUCAAUGGAGAAAGACAGACUGGAGAGGCUUUCUGAUGAGGAUUACAGAAAAGCAGAACAGUUUGUCGGAGUUAUGAAGAUCCUCUAUACUUCAACCAUCUGCAUCUCCAGUGAAAGGAGUCCAACUCUGGGUCAGAUUCUACCCAUCUUGGGGAAACUCCAGCACCACUUCACAGUUACUGAUGAGGACUCCUCCUUUAUACAGUCCAUAAAGGAAACGAUCUGGGAUAACCUCUCAAAAAGAUAUCAAGAUGAGAGCAUCAGGCAGUUCUUGGAGGAGGGCACAGCCUUAGACCCAAGAUUCAAGAUGAAAGUGGCCGAUGGAGUGUGGACCAGACUAGAGGAGGAGCUGAUGAGUAGGAUCUCACAAAAGAAUAAAGGUGUAAUGACCCAGGCCCAGCAGAUGGAGCAGAACCUUGAAGAGACUGCUGGUGACCAUGUUGACGACUUGUCUGAUGAAGACUGUACAGCUGCAGGAGCAACAAUGAAGAAGCCAAAGCUCUCUGCCCUUGAGGAGCUGUUUGCUGACGAGGACAUGGCAGUUGAAAUAAGACAAGAGAACACUCUCAGCACUGCAGAGAAGGUUCAGGGGGAGAUACAGGAGUACAGAGGUCUGCCAUCUACCCUAACCUCAGUGAAUCCAGUAACCUGGUGGUGGAAUGUGAGGGACACUCUGCCAAUGCUAUCAAACUUGGCAACCAGGUAUCUCUGUGUGCAAGCAUCAUCCACACCCUCAGAGCGUACAUUUUCUACUGCUGGGGACACCAUCAGCCAGGAGCGGGCUUGUCUGUUACCUGAGAAAGCAGACAUGUUGAUUUUCCUUAAGAAAAACUGCUAAGUGAAGCCUUAGUAUGCAGCAGUGAGCAAUAGACUGACUUGUUUGCAACUGUUUUUUUGUUCUGUUGCACUGAAAAUUAUUUAUUAUUUAUAUUUUAUGUUAAAAAACUGCUUUGAGUUGAACAAUA